This is a messenger RNA of Dama dama (fallow deer), 531 nucleotides long. RefSeq names its product chromosome 5 C17orf50 homolog (gene PGBDF). The transcript has 3 exons. Lineage: Eukaryota; Metazoa; Chordata; Mammalia; Artiodactyla; Cervidae. Bases 1 to 531 code for a protein of 176 amino acids. The record is from RefSeq and is a predicted model, not a curated record.
AUGGAUAAACACGGAGUGAAGGCCCCCUUGUGGAAGAAGGAGCUGGAGGAGCCCCGGGCCAGGGAGGCAGAGGCGGAGGCCGAAGCCGCGGAGGAGGAGUCGGAGUCGGAGGACGAGGAGAGGCCGCCGGAGGAGAGCGCGGCCGCGGGCGAGGCCAAGGCCGGCGGGGAGGCGGAGGGCGGCGAGGGCCGAGAGCGGGGCUCGGUGUCCUAUUACCCGCUGCGCCAGGAGUCCAGCACCCAGCAGGUGGCGCUGCUGCGGCGCGCGGACAGCGGCUUCUGGGGUUGGUUCAGCCCCUUGGCGCUGCUCGGCGUCCUGGCCGCGCCGGCCGACAGGAAGCGGAGCCCUCCCGAGGAACCGUGCGUGCUGGAGACGCGGCGGCGGCGGCCGCGCGGCGGGGGCUGCGCGCGCUGCGAGAUCCUUUUCUGCAAGAAGUGCGGGAACUUGCAUAGCUCGCCGAGCUACGUGGCCCAUUGCGUUCUGGAGCACCCGGAUCUGGGGAGGACGCGGCCUGCUCCCGGCGGCCCCUGA